AUGCCCAAAGUAGCCAUCGCAGGAGGCUCCAGCCCAACCCUGGGCGCAUCCAUCCUCGCCGCCCUCUCCACCACCCCCUGGACGCCCAUCAUCCUCUCCCGGCAAACCAACAAUCCCAAACCCUCACCUCCAGGCAUCGAAACCCGCUACGUGGACUAUACAUCCCACACGUCUCUCGUCGCCGCACUCCAGGACGUCAACACCGUCCUCAGCGUCGUGCUCAUACCCGGCCCGGAAUCCAUCACCUACCAGCUCAAUCUUCUCAACGCCGCUAUAGACGCGGGCUGUCGGCGGUUCGCGCCGUCGGAGUUUGCCCUCUGCGAGCAGGCCCAGGCGCAGGUUGAUUUGCUAAGGCCGAAGAAUGUUGUCUGGGAGGCGGUCAGGGCCAAGGUCGAGGAGGGGCUGAUCGAUGCUGCGCGGUUCCCGUGCGGCAUGUUCAUGAAUUACCUGGGGAUUGGGAUUGGAGGGGAGAAGGAAAAGGAGGCGCGGGCCGGGUUGGCCGAGGGGGCGUCCCUCGUGCACUUGGAUGCGGAGCCGGCGUAUGUGGUUGUCCCGGUGAAACAGGAUGGAUCGUCGCCGGCCCUCACGUUGACGGAUAUCCGGGACGUGGGGAGAUUUGUGGUUGCUGCGUUGGAGAUGGAGGAAUGGGGAGGAAGGGAGUUGGGGAUGGCGGGUGAUACCCUCGGCUUCGAUGAAUUGGUUAGGCUUUGUGAGGUGUAUACCGGCAAGAAGGUCGACGUGCGCCGGGUGACGAGGCAGCAGCUGGAAGACCGAUUAAAGGAGAUUCCCGACGAGGAUGUGAUCAAGCGGAUGGACUGCCAGAUCGCCAUGGCCUGCGCGAGAGAAGGGUCGGUGGUGCCGGGGGUGUUGAAUGAGGUGUGCAAAUUCCAGCCGGUCAAGGUGGAAGAAUUUCUGCAAAGGCACUGGAGAUCAUAG
Aspergillus thermomutatus is the source of this 936-nucleotide messenger RNA. RefSeq names its product aromatic alcohol reductase. NCBI's taxonomy places the organism in Eukaryota, Fungi, Ascomycota, Eurotiomycetes, Eurotiales, Aspergillaceae. Gene Ontology annotation, molecular function: oxidoreductase activity. Bases 1 to 936 code for a protein of 311 amino acids. The record is from RefSeq and is a predicted model, not a curated record. The transcript has a single exon.